UGUCUGUGAAACAUCCCAGGGCUUGACAGAGCCCUGGCUGGGAUGAUUUAGUUGGGAUCGGUCCUGCUUUGAGCAGGGGGUGGGACUAGAUACCUCCUGAGGUCCCUUCCAACCCUGCUAGUCUCUGAUUCUAUGAUCCCCAGGCUGAGCCGUGGCCCCACCAUGAAUGCCCGAGGUCCCUGCCCCUGGGGGACAGGCUGCAGGGUAACGGCUGCGUCUCAAGCGUACUCAGCACGAUCCACAAAGCGCAGGGAGGCUGGGGCCCAGGAGAGACUGGGCCAGGGGCAUUCUCGGUGCUGAGCCGGAGGCUCCCACCUGUGCCUGUCCUGGUCCCUUAGGGGAGACAUGGUCUGGGGACACGGCGCCGUCACGGGGAUCAAAACCCAGGUGGAGGAACCUGCCUGGGAGCAGGGAUAGGCCCAAGCCAGGGUUCUGGUUCUGUCCCAGUGGACAAGUUCGUCCUCUAGGCCAGACUUCCCAGAGAUCAGGCGCACGGUGUGGAGUUUUUAAUCCGAAUCCUAGUGGGGGAGGGUCAUUGACACAAGGGAAUAUCCUGGGGUGACACCGACGGCCCCGUUCUCCCAAUCCUGCUGAUCACCCCCCUCCCUGGGUUUUGUGAAUGGUCUCAACCCAGCGCUACGUGAAUCCCCUGAGACACACAGGGGAUGCUCAGCCAAUCACAGGCCGCCUGUGACUGAACGUUCUUUGAGGCGGGUGCCUGGCGCAAUAGACCGUUCCAUUGUGAUUUACCAAGGGAGGGGCAUGGCUGGUCCCCAUGGUAAAUGGAAUUUUAAACGUUUGGCAAGGAGAGAUUUCCGCGCCUUGCACCAUCAUUUGCACCAGUGCAAAGUCAAACGCUGCCGAGUCAGAGUAGCAGCGUUUCACGCCCGCUUUGCACUGGUGCAAAUGGUUGCACAGCGGUGCAGGGCCUCGGUCCCCUGGCCUCCAGCUUCACUCCAGUAUGUGGGUUCUGAUGGCAGAAUCCAGGGAACUUUCAAAUCAACCCUUUUCCUUUGAAGCCAAACUUCAGAUCCUGGCAGGAGCGGCGGGGGGACGGGGGGCGAGGGGUCUGGUCCUUUGUGACUUUUCCUUAGGAAUAUCGAAAUUUUUUUUUAAGGGAAAAAUAAAGAAAGAAAGAGUCCAGCGUAUGGCCAGUGUUUUGUAUGCACUGUCGCAGGAUGCGGCGUGGCGAGAUCUGUAAUAUUUACUGGACGAGCGGUUUACUUCUUUCUCCUCCUGCGAUGUCAGCUUGUCCUGAGAUACUCGUGUUAUCUCUGGGGCUCUGGGGAAGUCUUGGUUGGGGGUUCCUGGAUUAGAAGACGACCUGCAGAGGGAGCCAGCUACGGCGCUGAAGGAAAGCCAGAAGGUUGGCUAGUGUGUAACUCACCGGAGCCCGGCCAAACCGCAGAGAGGAGAGCUCCCCCCAGUCCCAGUGGUGCUGAUGAGACUAGAGACUGAAAUGCUGUGACUCCUUGGACACAUGGCAAAUUCUACCUCCUCUAGGGAGAAGAGGCGGCCCAUCGUGGAGUCGGACGGAGACCCGCUAAACUCCUCCUGGCAAAUGUGGCCCUCACAAGCCUGGACCAGAGCAUCCGGCAGGUCCUACCCCGGCAAGAGCGACUUGUCUGACUCUUUCGAUUCCUCCGCCCGUGAGCCUCCCCUGCCUGCCCAGCCGCCCGUCGGGGACGUUCCCCGCAGCUCGGAGAACCAAGAGGCCUCUCCCUUGAAGCCCGUCAGGCGUUUUAUCCCGCGGUCGUGGAAGAACUUUUUCCAAAGAUGGAGGCGAGAGCCCGAGCCGUUCCUGCCGCUGGCCUACGCCGCCGCCCGGUGCUCCCCACCCGUAAGUCCAUUGUUAGAUCGCCACGGGCCAGCCCGCGAGGGCAGCUCCAGCAGCGGUUUCCAGGAACCCUCCUGGUCCAGCCCCUCUGAGUGUCACCAGGAGACAGAGAUGUCUCCCCCCAAGAGCCAGCAGGGCCAACCCGCCUUGCCGAGCUACGAGGAGAAGCUGGAGGCCUACAACCUCAAGUACUCCUACAUGAAGUCCUGGCCAGGCUUGCUCAGGCUGAUGGCCGGGCUGGAGCUGCUCUUUGGCGGCAUGGUCUUUGCCUGUGUCUGUGCCUACAUCCAGAAGGACUACCAGUGGUACAACCUGUACGGCGGGAACCUGCUGUCAGAUGGCCUUUUUGGGGGAGGCUAUGGGUACAAUUAUUACGGCCCCAUGACCCCCUUUGUGCUGGUGGUGGCCAGCCUGGCGUGGCUGGUCACGGUGAUCCUCUUGGGGCUGGGGGUCACCAUGUACUAUAGGACCAUCCUCCUAGACUCCCACUGGUGGCCCCUGACGGAGUUCGCCCUCAACAUCAUCAUGUUCCUCCUCUACAUGGGGGCGGCCAUCGCCUACGUCAACGACGUGAACCGCGGCGGCCUCUGCUACUCCCUGUUCGCCAGCAACCCACUCAUAGCCGCCUUCUGCCGAGUGGAAGGGGGCCAGGUAGCGGCUCUCACCUUCCUCUUCAUCACCACCCUGCUCUACCUGGCCGGGGCGCUGGUGUGUCUGAAGAUGUGGAGGCACGAGCUGGCGAGGAAGCAGCGGGAGGCCUUUGAAGUGCUACACAAUCCCGUCCUCCUGCAAGCCAGACCCAAGCGGAUCUUCUUCCAGGACGAGGUGAUGCCAUCCGGGAGCCUCCCAGGGAAGGUCACCAAACAGCUGGGGUUCUCCGAGAAGGGCGAGGCGUCGGGGGCCUUGAGUUGCUCCAUCCCAACAGGGCACACCCCAAAGCCGCACAUCGUCCCCGACUAUGUUGUGAAGUACCCGGGGAUCUGCUGCCCCGAGGAGAGAGAGAAGUACAAGGCUGUCUUCAGCGACCAGUACGCGGAGUACAAGGAGCUCUACCACGAGGUCCAUGCGGCGCUGCAGAAGUUCAAGGAGCUGGACGCCAUGAUGAGCCGGCUGCCGCAUCGCACGCCCAGCAAGAAGGAACAGAGCCGGGUCUCCAACAUCUGGAAGGAAUACAAGAAGAAGAAGAGGGACCCCGCCUUCCUGGAGAAGCAGGAGCGCUGCGACUACCUGAAGAAGAAGCUCGCGCACAUCAAGGCACAGAUCCAGGAGUACGACCGGACGGCCAAGGAGGGCUCCAUGUACUUCUGAGCCUGGCACCUGGGGGGUGGCACCAUGCCGCCCCUGGGCUGGUCCCCAACACCCCGGCCCCCAGCCCUGAAUUGCUCUGGGGCUUGCCGAUGUCUGGGGGACCUUGGCCAGAAAGAGAGCAGGAUACAGGACACUGGGGACUGCUCAGGGGGGCUGGAACAAUUUGUAUAGUGGGGGUGCUGAGAGCCAUUGAACCAAACUGUAAACCCUGUAUAUGAUGGAAACCACUCCAAGCCAGGGGGUGCGGCAGCCCCCUAGUUCCUGCAACUAUGGGGGUGCUUGUGCCUUGUGGCUCCUGUGCAUAACACACCCUAGCUGGGUCACGUGUGGGUCAGGCACCACCCCUGCCCCGUGCUGCCCCCGAACCAGCAGUGCUGAUGUGCACUCUCCAGGUGGGACUGAAGCUGGGGGUGGGAGGACUGGGGCCCCAGGCGGGGCGGGGAGUGGUGCAUCGCUCCUGCUCACGGGAAUAGGUAACUGGGGUGCGCCGCACAUCUGCUCCAGCCAGCAGCAUCCAGACCCUGUGGAGAAGCUGUGAAACUGGACAACGCUUCUGGCUGAAGGGAGCUGGUGUGACGGGGGAUAAAACACCCCCGGGCCUGGCUCUGUGCUCAUUUCAUGCUGGUGUAAAAGCGGGAGUCACGGCACUGAAGACAGUGGACUUGCGCUGGUCUGAAUCAGGUCGUUGACUUCAGCGGGGGCAAGACUGGGACCCUGACUCCUGGAGCCCUGGGAGCCAGGCCAGAGAUUGCCUCUUACGCGCAUGACUUCAUCGCCACGCUCACUUACUCUGUCUGCAAAGCAGCCAUGGGAGGAGGGGAGCAGCGUUCAUCUGUGCAGCAAAACCUGAGCUUUGGGGGGUGCCCGUAACUGUCUGUAAGGAGCGACGGCUUCGCCUUUGAAUAAAAGACACCUGGCCGUC
Molecule: messenger RNA, 4067 nt
Organism: Chrysemys picta bellii (western painted turtle)
Lineage: Eukaryota; Metazoa; Chordata; Testudines; Emydidae
Source: RefSeq, a predicted model, not a curated record